Messenger RNA from Colossoma macropomum (tambaqui), 3896 nucleotides. RefSeq lists its product as uncharacterized. The transcript is spliced from 6 exons. Gene Ontology annotation, biological process: Notch signaling pathway; protein ubiquitination. NCBI's taxonomy places the organism in Eukaryota, Metazoa, Chordata, Actinopteri, Characiformes, Serrasalmidae. The record is from RefSeq and is a predicted model, not a curated record. Bases 187 to 3591 code for a protein of 1134 amino acids.
GCAGUGUUUGAAUGACUGAGAGACAAAUAUAAGUGGCAGAGCUGAAUAACUGGUAAGAUCAGUGAUCAGGAGAUCUGCUCCGUUACUUUAACAACGACGAUGAAGGUGUUGAUAAUCGAGCUCAUCUCGCCUGGAAGGUUUUGCUGGUGAUCAAACUUCCUGGUUUGGUCUCUGGUUGUCCAGAAGAUGGCGGAGGAGGGUCGCUCGCUCUGUGUUCGCGGGUUGCCCGCUGAUUUGGAGCCCGAGCGGCUGGCAGAUAAACUUCACAUCCAUUUUCUGCGCUCACGGAACGGAGGAGGAGAGAUUACAGCACUCAGCAUUAAAUCAGCGGACCGGUUUGCCAUCGUCACCUUUGAAGAGAGCAGAGUUGCACACAAUGUGCUCAGUCACUGCCCACACAUCUUAGAAGUGGACGGCAGGAAGUACGAGCUUUCUCUGAGUUUUCCAGGGCAAGAAUCAGCUCUCCUGAACAAGGUAAUCCUUGAUAUGUCCAUGACCAUUGACUGCAGUCAGCUUCCCCUGGGUGAGGAGACUGUAAAAAAGCUCUGCGCAAAAUACCGAGGCCUUCGUGUCCAGUUCAUCAGACCUCAGAGGCGCUGUACCUUGUAUGGGCUCUACUCAGAGGUCCAGGCCUUUGUGUCUCAGCUGGUGGAGCUUCUUGGAGACUCUGAUCCUCUAGGGGCAGAACAGCAAGGAGAAGCCAGACAAGCAGAUGUGCCCCAUGGGCUUCGUGUUGGUGGACUGGGUUCACUGUAUGGGGAAGUCAAAGCUUCUGAGCUUUCGCUGCAGAAUCCCGGUCAGAAAGGGAAAAGUAUGGACCUGUCACAGGCACAGGGAGACUCUGGUAAGGAGGCAGACUGGACAGACGAGGCAGAUGUAGAGGCUCUGUCCCUGAUCAUGGAGGCAGAUGUCUUUGCAUACCUGCGCAGCAGGAGUGAGCAGUACAAGCGUAUAUUGCUCAGCCAUGGGGCACAUGUGGUAGAUGCAACAUCCGAUGGGGUCACCACAUUGUACUUGCAGUCUGACGCAAAGGUCAGGACAGGGUCAGAGGCAGAAAAACACGUGAAGCAAGCCUGCAAGGAGCUUGGUCAGCUCUACCAGAAGGUAGAGAGCAAUCUGCGAAGAGUUCAGAUUCAGUGGAGUGCUCUUGGCCUGCGAGGAGGAAAUACUGAGGCAUUUAAGGAAUUGCAGGCUUUGCUGCCAAAAGUGCUGCUCAGCUAUGAUCAGACCCAUGUUUACAUUGUAGGUGAGAGCAAUGAAGUUUCUGAGGCCAAACAGAUCCUCCUGCUUGGUUCAGGGAGUGGGCAGGGCUUGAGCCCCACACCAAAGAAAGGAAGUUCACUUUCACCAUACCAGUCAAAUUCUUACUACCCCACCUCUGAAUCAGGGACAAUACAAAUGGCAGAGGAACAGGGUGAAACCAGAGCGGUAGCUCCUAAAACAAGCAUGUCUGGUGCUGAUCGAAGAGGGAAAGGUGGUGAAGAAUACAAACUUGCAGCUCGAUUUAAGAACUCUGAAAUGGGUUUACCGGGGUUCUACCCGGGAGAAAGAGGGCGAAGUAGAGAGCUCCAGGAUUUAACCACAAGCAUGAACAUGUUAGCGUUAGCAUCAAGCUAUGAGCCAAGGUCGACCCUAGCUACUGCAGGAACAGUCAAUGGUGACAAGGCUGGAGUUGCUCCAGUUAGCGCGCUCAGAGUGACGGGUACGAAUUGCACAGCGGAUGAUGUCUUAUUUCAGAAGAAGGAUCCCCUGUCCUUUGUAAUUCCAUUCAAAACCAGUGGACCAAUCUCAACCAAAGUUAGUGGAACAAAUUCUACAGAGUCCACCUCUAAAUUAACACCUGCAGUCAAAGCUCCACCCAGUACAUCUCGGACUGCACUAUCAGGGCUUGACACUCAUACGCUAGCUGCAUUAGGAACUACGUCCACCCCUAGGUCUCCCUUAAAAAGAGCAAAUAGUUUCUCAGGACGGCCUUCGCCAAAACUGGAGGCACAAAAGACUGAAAAGACUGGGAUCAGUGGGGCCAAUAAAAUACCUAAUUCAAAUAGCUUUAGUAGUGGUAAACCUCCAGAGGAACCUACAGUUAGCCUUGUAUCAAGAGAAGUCACUGUGUCCAACGUGAUGUGGACCUAUAUGAAAGAGGCAUAUCGCUCCCGUUUGGAUACCCUGAUCUCUGAUCUACAAGUGACAGAGAGCCUCACGGACAAGGAUGAGGUCAGAGUUGUUUUGAAGGGAUCAGAGUUAUCUAAGGUUGAGGAACGUCAGGUUAAGCUUCAGAAGCUCAUUGGCAUGAUAGCCUCAGACUUUUGUGUUCAGGAGCUUCGACUGGCAGAUCUUGGUGUGACCGAAAGUAAUGAGGUGUUUAAGGCAUGCUGCUCAAAAAUACGCUUACGCUUCAGCAAAAUCUCACUGCGCAGUGCAGAGGACACUGUUCUCCUGAUUGGGCCCAAACCACUGUGUACUCAGGCCACUGAAAUGUUAAAAGAAGAGUUUCUUUGCGAUGUGUCUAAUUCUGUGCCUUACUUUGACAGUUUCACCCAUCAGGGAGCUUUAGAUCAAAGUCGAACCAGUGUAUCAGCUGACCAGACUCGAUUCCAAAGACAAAUUAGACAAAAUCAGACCAAAGCUGAUGCAGGAAGUCUUGAGGGAUACUCUAUUAAUCAAGCCCUCAGGCAUACAGCCAGCCAGUCUGAGACCUGGAGUGUGAGUUCCAUCCAGUCACCAAAGCAGAAGCCAUCUGGUAAGGAGAGGAAUGGUACACCUGGUGAUUUAGAAAUAUUUAAGACGGGUAUAUUUCAGAGCCAGUCAUCUGAGCGAAAUGAAGCGCUGUUGGGACAGAGGGAUGACUGGCCAAAGCCUCCACCCCCACAGAAAAAACAAAAAACUACCACAACGACUCUGAAACAGACUAACUUGCAAGUCCGUAACAAGUCAGAACCAUGUGUUUGUGGGGACACCGGUGCACAUGUAGCGCGUACAAGUUGUGGUGUGUUCUUGUGCCCCCUCUGCCUUCCACUUCAUGCUGAGUGCAUUGUGUGCUCUAAAGAGAAAGCACCCAAAGAACCUUCACAGAAAAUGCCAGGGCACCAGCUCCAAGAGGAGCAGAAUCCAGAGGAGCUCACAGGAAAGGAGGCAAGCAAGCAGCGGAAACAGGCACAAGGCAUUCAGGGCACCAUGAGGUAUGUGGAGUUACCACUGAGCCUGCAAGGCCACAGCCGGUGCACAACAGCCAAGAUCAUCUACUGCAUACCUGAUGGCAUCCAGGGGGAGGAGCAUCCUAACCCUGGGGCACCAUUUCAAGGAGGUAUAUUUGAGGCUUAUUUGCCACUCAGCUCAAAGGGGCGGAGCUUACUGCCAUGCCUGGACAAAGCUUUUAAGCAAGGGUUAACCUUUAAAGUUUGCCCAGCUAAAACGUCACCAGGCAGGAAAGCGAGAAUAGACUGGGGUCGAAUCCCUCACAAGACCAGAAUGGAUGGAGGGAAGAGUGGGAAUGGAUAUCCAGACUCCACAUAUCUUAAUAACUUGUCUGAAGCACUGAUGGCUUGUGGGAUUGAGGGGGUCACACUGAGUGAAAAUAAAACAAAGUCAUAAUUCUUUCACAUUAAUUAUAGCCCUAGGUCUUACCUAUUGGGAUGUUUAUAUUAAGACUGUACAAACCUGUGAUGAAGGUAUUGUGAAUGUUUCAUGAUUUACAUUUUUAUUGUCAGUUCUGCAUUUGAAAUGAAUGAAAAAUGAGAAAAAUGAUUUUGUUUGUGUGUGCUGGGAUAGUACACAAGUAAUGUAUAGCAGCCUGUGAUUUUUAAAGUUUCAGUACAAUAUUGUUUAACCUCUUGUAUCAUUUUGUUCAUUAUAUGUUUUUGUUUUUUUAAACAUGGUGAUUAAAGCAAUUAUUUUAA